AUGUCAUCCAGCACCGGCUUCCCCUCGCUGGCGAUGUGGCAUAUCAGGCAGGCCUACCGUGCCGGCAUGGCAUCCAUCAGCGGUGGAAAGACAACUGCAUCCUACAGCUACCAGCCACUUGACCUGGAAGCAUCACCAACCACUACAUCGCCACCACUAUCGUCGUCAACUUCAACGGCCACUGCCACUCGGCGAGGACCACGAACACUUCUCCAGACACGAUGGGGGAAACUCGUUUUGGGCGGCAGUCUGCUCGUUUUUAUGAUCCUUAUUGCGUCCACUACCAACGUGCCGUCUACCGUCCGCCAAUUAACCGGCGGUAGAAUCACCAACCCGGAUGUGCCACCAACACCACAGGCCUCAGACAAGCCCGCCCCCGAUUCGCCAGCUUGGCCCGACAAGCCGCCGACAGGUGUGGUUCCUGAUGAGACACCCGACACACCCGCAACGCCCGAGACCGACAAGACUCCAGCAACCUCCAACACUCCCCCGCCCGAGCCGCUCACACUUGAGUCGGCCCGCGCGUCCAUAUCCAAGCAGGAGUACAUUGACGCCGUCCUCCGAGACCCCGUCGAGGGGCUGCUGGAUGUCAGACCCAUCCGCAAAAUGUGCGACACCAUAAAGUUCCAAGAAGGCCUCGUCUGGCACUGCGAAAUGGUCAACGGCGGAAUCGGAAAUGUCGGCAACAUGUGGAUCAACUGUGUACGCUAUGCCAUGGAGGCCGGCGCCACGACCAUUAUCAUCCCGCGCAUUGGCGCCCGAUCCGAAGACAACUUGAGCCAAUUAGGUGACGACGAGCACAGCGUCGAGAUGGACACCCUGUAUGACGUCGACUAUUUCAUCACCGCCUGGAAGGAGGCCUGUCCCCAGAUGCGCGCCGUCCGCUCCGACAAGGAGGUCGCCAACCUGCCGCCCGUCGACAAGUCGCCCGCCAUGCGUGCCAAUGGCGUCGGCAAGUUGCCACGCAUGGGUGAGCUUAUCAUUGACGCCACAGGCUGGCGCGCGGCCUUUGAGGCCUGGCUGAACGAGAAAGUGCCCGCCAGCAAGACCAUGUCCUCCAAGACCCCGGUGCGCAUCCGUCAGCGCCUGGCUCUGUCCCACUGGAACCGCGAGAACCAACCCCACGACUUCGCCAUUGCCUUCCCCCGCGUCUUCCGCUUCCCCGAUCACCUCCGCCGCCUCGCUGCGGCCACCCUCUGGGCCAUGGAGAAGCAGACCGGGGUGCCGAUGGUCAGCGACGCCGUCCUGUUUCCCGAGUUCACCAUCGAUCCCUCCGACACGCUUGACGAUGCGUCGACCAUGGUUCCAUCGCUGGGUCGCAACCGCCUCGCGCCCCAGGGCUUCCUGGGCGUACACCUCCGCGUCGCUGCCGAUGCGGCCAAGGCCGGUUGGCCCGGAUACGAUACGCAGGCACCCGCCUACCUCGACGAGGCCCAACGCCACAACCUCUCGACCGUCUACCUCGCCACCGGCUCCAAGGAGCACCGCAACCGGUUCAUCGCCGACGCCAAAGGGCGCAACGUCCAUGUCGUGUCGAAAGAAGCACUGCUGGACAAGGACGAGCUGGAGGAGCUAGGCAAGCUGACGUGGGACCAACAGGCCGUUGUCGAUUUCGAGGUUCUGAUCCACAGUAGCCACUUUGCCGGGUUCGCGCGCAGCAGCUUCAGUUGGAUCGUGGCCAUCCGCCGGAGCAUCCUGCCGGAAGCGGGCAAGCCCGUGAUCCACAACCCGCUAAAUCUGCAGCACAGGGCAGUCGAAGACCGUGUCGGUCACCGGGGGGCGCACGUCAGGAGAGCCGAGGCGCCAGCGGCAGCAGAAGCGGAACCAGCUGUCGCCAUCGCGACCGCGCCCGCCACGCCGCCGGCUCCCGUCACACCCGCCAAAGAGGCAACGCCCGCCGUGCCUGCUACGCCCCCGAAGCAGGAGCCUGUCGUGGAAAAGUAUCGUGACGCUCUGAGCUUGGUGAUCGGUCGCUUUGAUGGCAUGACGAUCUGUGCUAUUUGGCCGUGA
Molecule: messenger RNA, 2010 nt
Organism: Sporothrix brasiliensis 5110
Lineage: Eukaryota; Fungi; Ascomycota; Sordariomycetes; Ophiostomatales; Ophiostomataceae
Exons: 1
Coding region: 1-2010 (669 amino acids)
Source: RefSeq, a predicted model, not a curated record